Messenger RNA from Microthlaspi erraticum, 243 nucleotides. NCBI's taxonomy places the organism in Eukaryota, Viridiplantae, Streptophyta, Magnoliopsida, Brassicales, Brassicaceae. The record is from the annotation of a GenBank genome assembly.
AUGGCAGACAAAGCUGAGCACGAGCGUAUUUUCAAGAAAUUUGAUGCUAAUGGAGAUGGGAAAAUCUCUGCCGCCGAGCUUGGAGAUGCUCUUAAGAACCUUGGCUCCGUCACGCACGAGGACAUCAAGAGAAUGAUGGCCGAGAUUGACACCGAUGGUGAUGGAUACAUAUCGUACCAAGAAUUUAUCGAUUUUGCAAGCGCCAACAGCGGUCUUAUGAAAGAUGUUGCCAAGAUUUUCUAA